GUCAAAAAAAUCACGCUUGAGUCAGUGCGAAUUGUGAGAAAUGUUUUGCAAAAAUAGUCGAAUCUUUGAAACGUGUGUGUUUACGUGUUAUUUUCUAUAGUUCGCCUCUUUUUUGAUAAACUAGAAUGAGUAAAACAAAUCCUUUAGUUGGAUUGAUUGGGUACGGAGACUCUGAUGACAGUGACGAUGAUGUGCCUUCAAGACCUGUUGAGAAGUCAUCAAGGGCCCAGCCUCCAUUACCGAGCCCAGCGGUACAUGAACCCAACCCAGGGGUGCACCCUGCACCUAUACCUCAUUGUGCCUGGUCAGCAUGUUACGAUGAGAGCAGCGGGUUCACCUACUACUGGAACCAGCACACUAAUGCGGUGACUUGGGAAGCCCCGCAGGAAUACUUGAUGGCAUUGAAGUUGGCACAACAUCAGUUGCAUGCUUCAGGUUCAGCAGAAGUAUCAGCCGAAGAGUGGCAGCUGUACCAACAGACGCUUGCCGAGAAGAACACACAGGCCAAAAGCAAGAAACCAGACCAAGCCAAACCAAAGACUGUAGUUAAGAAUGGUGCCAAGCGGAAACCAGGCAGUGAUGAUGAACAUGAAAAAAUAGAACUAAUAACAUCCUACCACAACUCAGACUCCGAAUCCAACGAUGAAGAAACCCCAGCCAAGGCCCCCAAGCCUAUAGCCAAGCCAGCCAAGCCAACAGUCCCAAAGAACCCACACAAGAAACAGAAGACCAAGCCUGUUGAGUACGGACCGAGCUUGCCCAGCAACCAGAACUAUACUGUGCCGAUUGGCCCUGAGCUGCCUCCGGGGAUGGCGGUUGAGCCGGCGGUGGACGAUAAGACACAAGCAAAGACUCCGCCUUUAGCAGAAAAUGAUGAUAGCUUAGAAGAAAAAACAUUGUUCAUGAGAUUAAAGGAAAAAGCCAAAUUAUUAGAAAAACUUGGUGGAGAAAUACCAACAGAAUUACAGAACAUGAUCAAAGAAGAUACAAAGGUCGCAUCUCCUAAAGUUGUGGAUGAAACUAGCAGAGACAGUAAAAUUGACAAUAUUGAUGAUUUGUUAGAUGAGAUUGAAAAGAAAGAGUUGCCUAAAGUUAAGUCUAAGAAGACUGAUAUGUUUGGUGAAGAUUCAAAUAGUGGUAAAAAUACGCCUGUAGGUACUCCACCUAGAGAAGUGAAACCAUUAUUCCCAAGUAGCAAAGCUAUAGAAGAGACACCACCACUGCCACCAGUUCCUGCUACUACUGUAGUUGAAAAUGGGGUAGAAAAACCAGAAAUACCAGAAAAGAAAGUUAACUUAUAUUUGGCUGACACAGAAGUAAAAGAAAAUCGCAAAAAGCUAAGAAUUGAUAAUUCCAUCCUUCCCGAAAGAAAGAAACCCGAAGUCCCAGCUUAUACCACAAAAUAUUCACAAUAUAUAGAAGGAUUCUCAAGUGAGAGAACCGGAUUAGGUUUUAAAGAAGAUGACAGCGAAAGUCCAAAAGUGGCGACUGUCAGUUAUGGAAACGGUUUGUCAUUUACUAAAGGGGAAGUUCUGAAUGAAGAUAAGCGGGAUGAAGAUUUGGAUGCGAUGUCUGACUUGGUGGAAGCCAAGUUGAAGUUUCUAAACGAGGUGCAACCUUGUCAGGUGCCUCCCGUGCAGGAGAUGUUGAUACAAUGGCAGACGUUGGUGUCGGCGUUCCGCGGCGGCGCGCUCUCGGCCCCGUACUGGCGGCGCUGGGUGCGCGCCGGCGAGCAGGCGCUGCGCCAGCUCGAGCAGCGCGCCGCGCCGCCCGGCUGGACCACCGCCUUCCAGAGGUCCGAGGGGCGCUACCGCUACCGCCGCGAGGCCGACGGCUUCACGCAGUGGGAGUACCCGGCCGCCGAGACCAUGGACAUGGAGAUAUGCACCACACCACCACCCGAGGAACCUAAGGAACCGGUGCAACCCCCGCUGCCGCCGGCGCCGCCCCCCGCGCACCCCGCGCCCGCGCCGCCCGCCGCCGCCCCCCGCGUGCGCACCCCGCCCCCGCCCGCCUGGCGCGACCCGCCGCCGCCCGGCACCGCCGACCCGCCGCCGCUGCCACCGGAACCGAAGAAAGAGAUAGGCGACGAGCUCCUCUCGUUCUACAGCGACAUCGCCGAGCUAGAGAAGUCGACCACGCCCCCGGCGCCCGCCUCCCCCGAACGGCCCCCGCUGCCGAAGGAACCGGUGGAACUGAAGGAAUCUAAAGACAAAGAAACUAAAACUACGAAAAAGAAAUCUAAGGUGAAGAUAUCAUCCUCGAUCGGGCUGAAACACAAGACGGUGUCAAGCAUGGUGGCCAAAUGGCAGCAGGUCGCCGACGAGAUACACUCCGACUAGACUACCCACUCAUAUGUCUAUUAUUAUAUUAUGUAUACGGUGUUUCAACAUUUACUCGUAA
Messenger RNA from Cydia splendana, 2403 nucleotides. RefSeq names its product formin-binding protein 4-like. The record is from RefSeq and is a predicted model, not a curated record. Gene Ontology annotation, molecular function: protein binding. NCBI's taxonomy places the organism in Eukaryota, Metazoa, Arthropoda, Insecta, Lepidoptera, Tortricidae. The coding region runs from base 126 to 2342 and encodes 738 amino acids. The transcript has 10 exons.